Mustela erminea (ermine) is the source of this 2655-nucleotide messenger RNA. RefSeq names its product DnaJ heat shock protein family (Hsp40) member C11 (gene DNAJC11). The record is from RefSeq and is a predicted model, not a curated record. Lineage: Eukaryota; Metazoa; Chordata; Mammalia; Carnivora; Mustelidae. The transcript is spliced from 16 exons. Gene Ontology annotation, biological process: cristae formation. Bases 508 to 2073 code for a protein of 521 amino acids.
CCCGCCGACCGGGCGGUCCCUACCGCCUCGACCCCUGCACCGGGGGUGUCCCGGCCGGCCUCUGCCCCUGCUCCCGGCGGCCAAGGAGCCGCGUCCUGGCAAGGCCAGAGGCUCCAGUACCCACAGGAGGGAAGGGGUUCCCGAGGUAGAGGCUCCUGGAGUGGGGUUCCCCGUCUUCCCGGACCCCGUGCCGCGCCCAGCUCGCAAACUUGCCUCGGCCGAAGGGCUGUGUCAUCACCCCUGGCCGGCAGAAUGGGAAACUGAGUCUCUGGCACCAAGGUCAAGGCCACGAGGGAACCUUCCCGCGGCGUCUGUGGGGUUCCCGAGUAUUCAUGGGGACGUCCCGCAUUUGAAAUGAAUCCAGGCCCAGAGGCACGUGUCUUGUGCCCUCCUCUUCCCUGAGCGGCUGUCCAGAAAUUCAGGAAAGAGCGUCCCGUACCUACAGCCUCUCUUCGGAGGCCGCAGGCCUCUUCUGAAGAGCUGAAAGCCGCGUACCGGAGGCUGUGUAUGCUUUACCAUCCCGACAAGCACCGAGACCCCGAGCUCAAAUCACAAGCAGAACGACUAUUUAACCUUGUUCACCAGGCUUAUGAAGUGCUCAGCGACCCCCAGACCAGAGCCAUCUAUGAUAUAUAUGGGAAGAGAGGACUGGAAAUGGAAGGAUGGGAGGUGGUGGAGCGGAGGAGAACGCCGGCCGAAAUCAGGGAGGAGUUCGAGCGGCUGCAGAGAGAGCGGGAGGAGCGGAGGCUGCAGCAGCGCACCAACCCCAAGGGGACCAUCAGUGUUGGCAUCGAUGCCACUGACCUUUUUGAUCGCUAUGAGGAGGAGUACGAAGAUGUGUCCGGGAGUGGCUUUCCGCAGAUCGAAAUUAACAAGAUGCACAUAUCCCAGUCCAUUGAGGCACCCUUGACAGCUACAGACACAGCCAUCCUUUCUGGAAGCCUCUCAACCCAGAAUGGGAACGGAGGGGGUUCCAUAAACUUCGCGCUUAGACGAGUCACUUCCGCAAAGGGAUGGGGAGAGUUAGAAUUUGGAGCCGGGGAUCUGCAGGGACCUUUAUUUGGUCUGAAGCUGUUCCGUAAUCUCACCCCAAGAUGCUUUGUGACGACAAACUGUGCUCUGCAGUUUUCGUCUCGUGGCAUCCGUCCCGGCCUCACCACCGUCCUAGCCCGGAACCUGGACAAGAACACGGUGGGCUACCUGCAGUGGCGGUGGGGGAUCCAGUCGGCCAUGAACACGAGCAUCGUCCGGGACACCAAGACCAGCCACUUCACUGUGGCCCUGCAGCUUGGGAUCCCUCACUCCUUUGCACUGAUCAGCUAUCAGCACAAAUUCCAGGACGAUGACCAGACCCGCGUGAAAGGGUCGCUGAAGGCCGGCUUCUUCGGGACGGUGGUCGAGUACGGGGCCGAGCGCAAGAUCUCCAGGCACAGCGUCCUGGGCGCAGCGGUCAGCGUCGGAGUCCCUCAGGGUGUUUCUCUCAAAGUCAAGUUAAACAGGGCCAGUCAGACUUACUUCUUCCCUAUUCACUUGACGGACCAGCUGCUUCCCAGCGCCGUGUUCUACGCCACUGUGGGGCCGCUCGUGGUCUACUUCGCUCUGCACCGUCUGGUCAUCAAACCAUACCUCAGGGCUCAGAAAGAGAAGGAGUUGGAAAAGCAAAGGGAAAGCACAGCCACUGACAUUCUGCAGAAGAAACAAGAGGCAGAAGCUGCCGUUCGGUUGAUGCAGGAAUCUGUCCGGAGGAUUAUCGAGGCGGAGGAGUCCAGAAUGGGGCUCAUCAUCGUCAACGCCUGGUACGGGAAGUUCGUCCACGACAAGAGCAGGAAGGGCGAGAAGGUGAAGGUGACCGACGUGACCGUGCCCCUGCAGUGCCUGGUCAAGGACUCGAAGCUCAUCCUCACAGAGGCCUCGAAGGCAGGGCUGCCGGGCUUCUACGACCCGUGCGUGGGCGAGGAGAAGAGCCUGAAAGUUCUGUACCAGUUCCGCGGCGUCCUUCACCAGGUCAUGGCGCUGGACAACGAGGCGCUUAGGAUACCAAAGCAGUCUCACAGGAUCGACACAGAUGGAUAAACCGCUUGAGAAACCAGAUUUACAAGAGGCUGCAAAAAAUCCUUUCCUAGGAGUCUACAAAUUCAGAAGCAGGGAAAAAACCCAGACAUCAGAUGUGUUUAUUUUAUAUUAUUCCUAUAGAGGGUGGUACCAUAUCAAUUAUGUGGAGGGACACAGACACCCGCUUUCGUGGGCGCUGUCGGUAGGACUGAGGCAGCCGCACCUGGACCAGACCUGCAGCACGGCCUGUGGCUCUUUUCCCAAGGAUCAUGUCCCUGGAGGGAAGGGCCCUGGGCCCCGGCCCCCUAGGCUCCUGAGCCCACGUGCUGACUGCCGCCCCCCGGUAGCGCCCAGUCUGUCUUGAGGUGUUUAUGGAACAUCCUGCCCUCACACAUAGGACUGAACUACUUUUCCUAAAACCCACACUGAGCAUGGAAAACGAAACGGAAAGGAAGGAAAUUGUUCUCGAGAGCAGAGGUCUCCAGAACAAUAGUGCGUCUGUUCGGUCAACUUCCCAAAAACCACUUUUUCCUGCUAAAAUAUUAUUCAGUGAAUCUGGAGGAUUGUGUGGGUUUAUAAAUCUGCUUUUUAUCUGAGAACGAA